AGUCAACAGGCCUGCAAGGCGCGCACACGCAACAUCACUACGACGGGAUAACAACAACAAACGCACUGUGGACACUCUGACUACUUUUCCCACUGGAAAAAAAACCUUUUUAGAAACAUACUUUUUAUUAUUAUUGUUAAUAAUAAUAACAGAUUUGUUUUACCGGUUUGGGAUGUGACUUUCAGUGUAGACUUUGCGCCCAGGCGGACUUUUCCCGGACACAUUUCUCUCUCUCAUUCGCUCCCAUUUUUAAAGGCGAAGUUGUGACUUUUUGAGGUUUGACAGUUUCGUCACAUUUACAUGACAUUGUAACACUCGGCUCCGUCACCUCUCGACCAUGGCGGAAGCGGCCCAGCAACAGCCACACCUGGUGGAAAUCGACCCGGAUUUCGAGCCCCUGUCGCGGCCCCGCUCGUGCACUUGGCCUUUGCCCCGGCCGGAGUUCAUCAACCCUGGCGACUCCAACACGUCCUCUCCGGUGCCGUCUGUGAAGCAGGAGCCCACCGGCAACGAGUUCAUCAACAACCUCAGCCUGCUGGAGGAGACCGACGACUUCACGGAGCAGAAGCCCGGCAUCCUGUGCACCGACUUCCAGUGUCAGGAGAACUGCGUCCACCAGCAACAUCCACAGCAGCAGCAACAUCAGCAACAACAGCAACAACAUCAGCAGCAUCAGCAGCAGCACCAGAACCCGCAACUCCCGCAUCAACCGCAGCAGCAGCAGCAGCAGGUGCCUCUGCUCUCCUCUCCGGUCGGCUCGUCGUCCUCCUCGGCCGCCGCGGCCGCAGCUGCCGCCGCUGCCCAGAGGAAGAGCAGCUCCUCCCGGCGCAACGCAUGGGGGAAUAUGUCAUAUGCAGACCUCAACCAAGCUAUCGAAAGUUCUCCCGAGACCCGACUAACUCUGUCUCAGAUUUACGACUGGAUGGUGAAGAGUGUGCCUUAUUUCAAGGACAAAGGAGACAGCAACAGCUCUGCAGGCUGGAAGAACUCCAUCAGACACAACCUGUCGCUGCACAGCCGCUUUAUUCGCGUCCAGAAUGAGGGGACGGGGAAGAGCUCGUGGUGGAUGCUGAACCCGGAGGGCGGGAAGAGCGGCAAGUCGCCGCGACGCAGGGCAGCCUCCAUGGACAACAACAACAGCAAGUUUGCUAAGAGCAGAGGAAGAGCAGCUAAGAAGAAGCUGUCCCUGCAGGGCGGCCCUGACGGAGGCGCCGACAGUCCCGGCUCCUACUCCAAGUGGCCUGGCAGCCCCAACUCCCACAGCAACGACGACUUUGAUGCGUGGAACAGCUUCAGGCCCCGUACCAGCUCCAACGCCAGCACUCUGAGCGGCCGCCUCUCACCCUUCAUGCCCGAGGACGACCUCGGGGAGGCGGACGUGCAUAUGGGCUACCCGGGAGCCCCCGGGGCCAAGAUGACAGCCACGCUGCCCAGUCUCACGGAGAUGACGGGCUCUCUGGGGCACAGCUCUGAGAACGUCAUGGAGAACCUUCUGGACAACCUGAACUUGCUCUCGCCCAACAACUCUCAGGUUGGAGGAGGGGCGACGACCCCCUGUUCCUCCCAGUCCUCCCCCUCUCCGAUGAUGCAGCCCAGCCCCGGGUACCCCGCUUACAGCUCCCCCAGCAUGGUCCCGCAGCCUCAGCAGGAGUACCGCAAGUGUGUGUACGGCCAAGCGGGAAUGAACGCCCUGUCGUCCAUGCCGCUGCAGACGCUGUCAGAGAGUAAGCCCAACUUCGGGCCCAGUCUGGGCCCGUACAGCUGUCCGGCGGGGCUUCUGAAGGAGCUGCUGACGUCGGAUGCAGACCAGCACGGAGAGCUCAUGCCGUCAGUGGACACGGUGGUGUCUCAGUCCAGUGGAAGCUGUAUGCUGCCGCCAUACAGCAGCAGCCAGCACGCAGCUAAACUCAUGGGAGGAGUAAACGGUCAUCCACACGGUCUCUCUCACAGUCACCCCCACAAUGUGCACAGCCAAGCCACGGCCACGUCAUCGGCUAUGAACGGCCGCUUGCUCAUGUCCCUGAGCCACAGCGGGGGUUCCACGCGUUUGCCAGCAGCCAAAAAUCCUAUGCAGAUGCCUUAUGGCCUCUCCAGCCACCUCAGCGCAGGAGGCAUGCCCGGUGGCUUCUGCCCGCUCAACACCAACGGGUACGGCCGACCGGGCCUGCAGCAGCCCAUGCACCCGGAGAAGCUGCCCAGCGACCUGGACGACAUGUCCAUCGAGAAGUUUGAGUUCGACAUGGAGACGGUCCUCCAUGACACUCUGAUGGACGGGGACGUCCUGGACUUCAACUUUGAGCCAAUGGUGACCCAACAAGGUUUCUCUCAUGGAGUGAAGACCACCACACACAGCUGGGUGUCAGGGUAGAAACUGUGGUGCUGUUGCUGUUUGGUAAAAGGCACAAUCAGAACUCAUCUGAGACAAAAAAAAAGUGUAUCUUAGGAUGUUUAAUCCUCAACCCAACAACAUUUCUGUUUCAAAAAUACUCUUUGGAUCAUUUCAGCAGACUGAGACUGGUCGUGAUCAGCAUCUCCAUCAGAGCCCCUGAACUGGUGACGAUGAAAUCUGAAUUAUUUUUGAAAUAUCAAAUCAUUUGUACAAACCAAGUGCCAAACAUUUUGCCUUAACGUAAGAGCCAAACUGAAACACACCUCUCUGGUUUACUCACCAAGGUUGCAGUUACUAUACAGCGGUCGUGUCUGCCACUUUUGCAACUGCCAACUACAUCUCAUCAUCAUCAGCAGCAGCAGCACAAUCUGUAGAAGUGCACAAACUCACACCAUGAUGUUUACUGUGUUUCCACAAUCAAACUCUUUGUAUGUACAGAGUGGUGAUAAUUGAUUACCACUACGGACGAAUUAUGAAGGUAAUCUGGCUCAUGGGUUUGUGGACUGACAUGAUGUAAUGUGAGAGACUUCUCAAGGGAUCCUCGGAUGAUGUUACAUAAUAACUCACUUUGUUAUUGCCUGAUAUGUACAUAAUGGCAUCACACAGUUUGUAAAAUCAGGCCUCUUAGUGUAUUUUCUAAGACUGUAAAUAGUGUUUACAGAGCGGAAGGCAGCAGAAAUGAGCUCACGUUGAAAACUGGAUCCGAUUCUUUUAAACACACGUCGAGUGGAUAGGUCUGUGCUCGAGGUUUCUCUUCAGUCAGGCUGUAAAAUGGUAACACACUUUCUGAUUUAUUGUACAUACAUUAAGAAUGUAUAUUAAAAUGAUGUAGUAGAUGUUUACUGGAUUUAGUAUAUAUUUGAGACCUAAAUUAUUUGUGGUUAAUAUAGAUUUUAUGCUGGUGCAUAACGUGCACUCAGACAUCAGAAUAUUGUUCUGAGUCCUUCGUCACUCUGAACCUUAAUACCACAGAGGCCUAUUUAUUGUGCCUAAAAAAGUAGAUAUCGACUGCAGGCUUGAAGGGUUUUAUAUUGUAAAUGUCUACGGUCCAGAAGAUAUUCAAAUCCAGCAGUCUUGAAGAAAAGUACAGUGAAUUCUUUAUUUUCAGUUCCCUGCUUUCACUUUUUUUUUGUUCGAAGUCAAGAAGAAACUGUAGAUUCUUGUUGUUCCUGAACGCUUCGCCGCUAUGUGAAUGUUAAGAGGUCAAGGCAGGUUGGUGGAUAAAAGAUAUUCUCAUAGUCUAACACCUGCUAGAGAUUGUCAUUAAAGACACUGUGAGGAACCAGCCUGUCCCCUGUUCAGUUUCAGAAAAAAAAUUCUCAAAAGGUUAGCGUGACUGAUUUAAAUUAGUACAGUAUGAUUCCUUUUGGUCCAAAAGAGCCGUCUGAUGCUAUCAGUAGGAUCAGCUUUACCGCCCCUCCUACCUCUACCCAUCUCCACGUCUUUUUAAAUAUUUGAUAAAGUUAACAUGUGACUUCAUCUUCUUAAUAACAAGUCUAUUUCGAUUAUUUUUCGCCCCUGAAAAGCGCCACUAAGUGUUAAGUAUUUUAUCUAGCAUGUAUAUUUGCAUUUUUCUGACUUGCUUUUCCCACUCGUCGCUGUACUAACAUUGAGCUUGUCAGCCUGUCAGUGACUUAAUAUGCAGAGUCACAAAAUAGUGUACAAGACCGUGGCUACCUUUGUGAAGAUGGCGUCUGUAAACACGACUGCUUCUAAUGAAGUCGACUGGUUCGGUGGCUGAAAGACAAACUAAAACUGCCUAUUCUACAUUGGUGUUUAUUGCGUGAUUUAUCCAGAAAUCACAUAUAUGUCAGCGCGUGUCUGAUCUUGUGUUGUAUGCAGGUUUUUAUUUAAGUCAUACUACUAAUGAGUUCACCUCCAACCACGGGGGGAAAGCUCUUUAAUUGAGGUUUUGGUUAAAAUGAAAACUUGCAUACUCCGGAUCAGUAACAGCACAUGAUCUGACACCGCUGACGUAGAUUUUUCAGAAAGCCGGGGAGCGGGGCAGGUUUUAGAAGAGUAAAAUGACUUAACAUUUCAAAAGGCCGUUAAAGAAGCUGCUGUUUGGCUUUGGUGCCAGGUGUUGCCUUUUCUUACCCAAACAUGCCACAGUGUACUAUAGCCAAAUUUGCCUUUGAAGUCAAAGUGAUAUAUUUAGCAUUUUUAUCAUGUGAUAUGUUCAGAAUUAUAUAUAUUUGUGCCGGUCACUCAAGUCAGGAUAAACUGUAAUGAAUCCAUGUAGUCAGUGUCACAGGAUUCACUCUAAAAGUAAAAGAGCUGUACUAAGUAAAUUAUAUCUCUACAUUUUGAAAUGAUUGAAUCUAUGCAUUGUAUUCCUUAAUUUUAUGUUGCUAUUUUCCUUUUCUUUGAACUUAUGACAGAGAUAUUUUAUUGUAACAUAGCGCUGUGAGAUAUUAUGGUGUCGUUGUUGUCAAAACUCUAUGUUCCAGAUAGUUAUAUGGGAAAAAAAUGAAGUUUAUUUAGAAAAAUAGAUGAUGCAGUGAUUAAUAUGCUAAGCUUUUGUAAACUGACAAUGUUGUAUUUCUUGUAUGUAGCUACAGUUUUUAGAAAAUAGCAUCAAAAAGCAAAUUAUUGAAAAAAAAAAAUGGAAAGAUAUAUUGCAUUUUUAAAAUGGAAAACAUAAGAUUUAGUCUGUCGGAGAAGUCCUGCUCAGAACGCAGAUUCUGGACCAAUUUUUUGUAAUUUUAUGAGUAGAAAGAUAUUGCACUUUUACUUACAUUUUAUAACAAAGUGCUCCUCGUGACAAGAGGAAGAGUUCCCAUUACAUAUUUUAAAAUACAAAUCUGUUACAUUGAACUUAUAUACAGGAAUAAAUUGGAAUUGUGCUGUGUGAUUUGCAAUCAAUAAGAAUAUGUAACUCGUUCAAUAUUAAUGUAUUAAGACCUGAAUAAAUGUACUUCUGUGUUAAA
Molecule: messenger RNA, 5319 nt
Organism: Sebastes umbrosus (honeycomb rockfish)
Lineage: Eukaryota; Metazoa; Chordata; Actinopteri; Perciformes; Sebastidae
Gene: foxo1a
Product: forkhead box O1 a
Biological process (GO): regulation of transcription by RNA polymerase II
Cellular component (GO): nucleus
Molecular function (GO): DNA-binding transcription factor activity, RNA polymerase II-specific; RNA polymerase II cis-regulatory region sequence-specific DNA binding
Source: RefSeq, a predicted model, not a curated record